Grammomys surdaster is the source of this 3545-nucleotide messenger RNA. RefSeq names its product NSF attachment protein gamma (gene Napg). Gene Ontology annotation, cellular component: vacuolar membrane; SNARE complex. Gene Ontology annotation, molecular function: syntaxin binding; soluble NSF attachment protein activity. The record is from RefSeq and is a predicted model, not a curated record. Gene Ontology annotation, biological process: intracellular protein transport. Lineage: Eukaryota; Metazoa; Chordata; Mammalia; Rodentia; Muridae. The transcript has 12 exons. The coding region runs from base 83 to 1021 and encodes 312 amino acids.
UUCCCACGCCAACGCUCCGGCUCCGGGUGUUUUGCUGAGAUCUAGGAGGCCCCACUCUUCACGUCAGCAAGUGACCGAGGCAAUGGCAGCGCAGAAGAUAAACGAGGGGCUGGAGCAUCUCGCCAAGGCAGAGAAGUACCUGAAAACUGGUUUUUUGAAGUGGAAGCCGGAUUAUGACAGUGCUGCUUCUGAAUAUGGAAAAGCAGCUGUUGCUUUUAAAAAUGCCAAACAAUUUGAGCAAGCCAAAGAUGCCUGCCUACGGGAAGCUGUUGCCCAUGAAAAUAACAGGGCUCUUUUUCAUGCUGCCAAAGCUUAUGAGCAAGCUGGCAUGAUGUUGAAGGAGAUGCAGAAGCUGCCUGAGGCCGUGCAGCUGAUGGAGAAAGCCAGCGUGAUGUACCUAGAGAACGGCACCCCUGAUACCGCAGCUAUGGCCUUGGAGCGAGCUGGAAAGCUCAUAGAAAACGUAGAUCCAGAGAAGGCUGUACAGCUGUAUCAGCAGACUGCGAGUGUGUUUGAAAAUGAGGAGCGCCUCCGACAGGCAGUUGAACUCCUAGGAAAGGCCUCCAGACUGCUGGUACGAGGACGGAGAUUUGAUGAAGCUGCACUGUCUAUUCAGAAAGAAAAAAAUAUUUAUAAGGAAAUUGAGAACUACCCAACUUGUUAUAAGAAAACAAUUGCUCAGGUCUUAGUUCAUCUACACAGAAAUGACUAUGUGGCUGCAGAGAGGUGUGUCAGAGAGAGCUACAGCAUACCAGGGUUUAAUGGCAGUGAGGACUGUGCGGCGUUGGAGCAGCUCCUGGAAGGAUAUGACCAGCAAGACCAAGACCAAGUCUCUGAGGUCUGCAACUCGCCCCUUUUCAAGUACAUGGACAAUGAUUAUGCUAAGCUGGGCCUAAGCUUGGUGGUCCCAGGAGGAGGAAUCAAGAAGAAAUCCCCAGCAACACCCCAGGGCAAGCCUGAUGGUGCUGCCAGCACAGCUGCUGAAGAGGAGGAAGACGAGUACUCGGGAGGCCUGUGCUAGUACCCUGCCUACAGAGAUGAGCGGAUGGGAAUCCUGACAAGCCAUCUUCAUAGGAUUAGGACUCAUUUUGGGGGCGUCUCUGCUUCACUGAAAUGCUGAUGUUGAAUGUUAAUAUAUAUGAAGUUUUAGUUUACCAUUUCCCCAAACCAGCCAUUUUAUCUACUUUUAUCUUCUUUCCUUUCCAUUGUAAGCAGAAAACACUGUCAUAUUUUAAUAAUUGAUUUUAAAUGUAUAGGCCAAAUUCCAGAUAAAUUAUAUCAUAAGCGAAGUAGGAAAUAGGUGUACUCAGUCUUUUCUUUUGGGUUCCUGUAAUUUAUUGUUAGAUAGUUUUCUUUGCAUUUUAUUUAAUGUCACUUCUAAACACGCUGGUGUUUUGUUAAAAAUAAUCAUUUCAAACUGGUCUGGUUCUUUCCACCAUCUUCCCGUGUUGUCACUUGGUGCCCAUGCAUGUCCUGGCUAAGAGUGUCAACAAUGCCAAAAAGAGAGGCAGGCAGCGGGUCCUCAGCAGACACUCCUCCAGAGUCGUCAUCUAGUCUGACUAGAUGUCUGGGAUGGCGCAUGGUUACACUGUAGACUGCUGAUGUGACCAUUGAUGAUCACAGAGGGUGACAUGGCUGUCACCCUCCCAGGCUGCGUACAUGCGUGUGGAGUAUGAGGCCCAGAUUGAAUGUGCUGCUCCGUGACCUAGAAACAGCAGCAUCAGCUCUUCUGUCCUGUCUGUUCACUUGCAUUGUUCCCCUAGCCUUGCUACCAUCAUGGACGCAUCAUAGACCAUGAAGGAGCAGAACAAGAACACAGGAGGGGAAACCUGGGGACUCUUUCUAGGGAUAUAACACGUAAGUAAGCAACAUACUUCAGUGGAAGGAGGUCUUGUCUCAAGUUGAAAAAAAUUUAUCAGUCAUCGUAUUAGAUACAUUCAAAUUAUUGAGUCUUUUCAGAUUCAAGCUUGGGACAAAAGCUUUAUAAUAUUUAGCUCAGUAGCCCUUACAUGUGACUAUAAAAUACAGAAAGCAACAUAUUAAAGUGCUGUCGUAAAUGUCCUCAGCUCUCCUUGAAGUAGUGCUAUUCUUGUUUCUUAAUAACAAAAAGUAUGAUUGUUCAAGCCUACUUGGCUCUUGACCAAAAUGGGACUAGGUAAGACCAUUUCUCCAUCUACAAUGACAGGUGAUGUUCCUGCCAAUCUAGUAUGCACGCAUUUCUUACCUCCAAAGUAAUGUUGGUUUGGAGUUCAUACUUUAACAUGAGUUGUGCUAGAUACUACAAAAAUAUUAGCCCAAGAGGGAGAACAUAGUUUUGAAAGACAUCCCUUUAGGACUGGAUUACCAAUCUUUCAUACCUCAUAGACAUCCUGUGGUAAUUUCCUAAAAGUUAGUUUUGGAGCAUUUCUCCUUUUGCCCUGUAUGACUAAGACCCAUUCAUGAUUUGUGAACUGAAGAGGUUACACGCAGCAGCAGUAUGUGCUAGGAAGUGGUGCUGACUGGAAUAAGGCUCUCGCCACGCCCCACCAUGAGUAAAGUAUGCUUGGACUUGCUAGAUUUCUGAAGCUUAGGAAAAGCAUUGUUACGAUGCUGGUCCCAGUGUCAUGGGAGUGCUCCUACAGACUAGCAUCUGCCUGGUGUGCUUGAGUGACCUGAUAUCCCUGCACAGACUGCAGGUCUAAUACCAAACACUAAUACAAGUGUAUGCUUCCCCCUAAGUUACCUGCAUAGUUCUUCGGGUCACCAGCUCAUUCUCUUUAGAAUUGUUUUGAGAUUAUGAAUAAAGCUGUCUUCCAAAUUUUUAUUUAAGAAGGAAUUUGGUGUUUCCAAGAUCAAUAUUGUAUUUACCUUUAGAUCCGACCAGAAAUAUUGGUGCUUGUUUAAGUCAAUUAGCAGACUUUUAAAAUAUAUUUGGCAGUACUCAAAAGUUACCUUAGACUAUUUUAUGGCCCAGGUUAUUCAAUAAAACCUUGUAGAUGGUCAAUUUUACUUGUGUACACCAUAAACACAAAAGCAAUCAUCAGUGCAUUGGGGAGCAGCAGUGAGCUCGGGUUUUCAACAGCAGGUAUUUAGACUGCACCUCCCGCCACCUCCACUAGGGGCCGGCGUGCAGGAUUUAGAGCUCAUUUUUGUCUGUCAGGGUUAUUGUGUGUGGUGUCUCAGAAGGAGCAUUUGUUCCUCAUGUACACAUUUUAUUUUUCUACUUGCAUUAAGUUGUUGUCCUCAUGAUCUUAGAAAUGGAAAAUGUAGUCUUUACAGCAAACAGAACUCUAGCACCCUCCCUGUGAAAGUGAAAGUCUGCAUGAGUAUGCUCAGAAUCAUCUAGCGUUUAGUGCUGUUCUAUAGUGAGUGAAGUCGGCCAACAGAACACAUUUAAUAUAUUGAAUUUGUAAAUAUGCAGAGUAUAGUAUUUGUGUAUGGAAUCUGUGCAUUAUCAUAUUUUUUCAGCUUUUUGGUGAAUAAAAUAUUAAUAUGUCGUUAAUGGAAAUUAGAUGAUUGCUUCUGAAGGAAGAUAAUUAUGAAAAUAAAACCCAAGACUAUGUGAA